GGCCGAGAGCAGGUUCUUGGAUGCUGAAGGCUCGGCUCCUCCUGUGAGAGUGCCGCGGCGGCGAUGGGUGUCCUCCAAGCGUGGCUCUCGGUGGCCCUAGUGCUGGCGGAGUUUGCGGUAUUGCCUCAUUGCGAAGGCGCUUGUCUCUAUCAGGGCUCCUUGCUGGCGGAUGCCACAAUUUGGAAGCCUGAUUCAUGCCAGAACUGUCGUUGCCAUGGUGAUAUUGUGAUCUGCAAACCUGUUGUUUGCAAAAACCCUCGGUGUGCCUUUGAAGAGGGAGAAGUGCUGCAGAUUGCCCCCAAUCAGUGCUGCCCGCAGUGUGCACAGAGGACUCCUGGCUCCUGCCUCCAUGAGGGAAAAAGUCACGAGCACGGCACAGAGUGGGCCCCGGCUCCGUGCACUGUGUGCUCUUGCACCCAUGGUGAGGUGAGAUGCUCCCACCAACAAUGCACCCCAUUAUCAUGUGGACCACAGGAGCUGGGAUUCCUUGCUGAAGGAAGCUGCUGCCCCAUCUGUGUGGGCACUGGAAAACCCUGUUCCUAUGAUGGCCGUGUGUUUCAGGACGGACAGGACUGGCAACUGAGCCGCUGUGCCAAGUGUGUGUGCAGAAAUGGGCUCAGCCAGUGCUUUGCAGCCCAGUGUCAACCUCUGUUUUGUAACCAGGAUGAACUUGUCGUUCGAGUCCCUGGAAAAUGCUGCCCUCAGUGCUCGGCGCGCUCCUGUUCUGCUGCUGGCCAAGUGUAUGAGCAUGGUGAACAGUGGAAAGAAGAUGCCUGUACCCUGUGUGUGUGUGACCAGGGAGAGGUCAGGUGUCACAAACAGGCCUGCCCGCCACUGAGAUGCGAAAAGGGUCAGAGCAGAGCUCGGCAUCACGGUCAGUGCUGUGAGGAAUGUGUGUUCCCUGCCAGAAGCUGCCCAUCCAGUGGGGUCCUGCGAUACCAGGAUGAAAUGUGGAAGGCCUCGGCCUGCGAGUUCUGCACAUGUGACCAGGGCCAAGUGACCUGCCAGACGGCGGAGUGUGCCAAGGUGGUCUGUGCCCUGGGUGAAGAAUUAGUUCACUUAGAGGGAAAAUGCUGCCCAGAAUGCGUUUCAAGGAGUGGUUAUUGUGUUUAUGAACAGAAGGCAGAAAUUCUGUCUUCAAAGGCGAGUGAAAUUAAGCAUAUUCCAGAGGGAGAGAAGUGGGAAGAAGGCCCUUGCAAGGUGUGUGAGUGCCGAGGGGCUCAAGUCACUUGCUAUGAGCCAUCUUGCCCCCCAUGUCCAGUGGCCACCCUAGCCCUGGUGGUGAAGGGACAAUGCUGUCCAGAUUGCACACAAGUUCACUGCCACCCAGACUGCUUGACCUGCUCUCACACUCCAGACCACUGUGACCUCUGCCAGGACCCCACAAGGCUGCUGCAGAACGGACGAUGUGUACACAGCUGUGGGCUAGGCUUUUACCACGCAGGCAGUCUCUGUUUAGCCUGCCAGCCCCAGUGUUCCGCGUGCACCAGUGGACUGGAGUGUUUAUCUUGUCUGCCUCCCCUGCUGAUGCAGCAGGGACAGUGCGUGUCCACCUGUGGGGAUGGUUUCUACCAAGAUCACCACUCCUGUGCAGUCUGCCACGAGUCCUGUGCAGCUUGCUGGGGUCCCACAGAGAAGCACUGUGUAGCCUGCAGAGACCCACUGCAAGUGCUGAGAGAUGGCAGCUGUGAGAGCACCUGCGGCAACGGCUUCUACAACAAGCAGGGGACCUGCGUGGCUUGUGACCAAUCCUGUAAGAGCUGUGGCCCCAGUAGUCCCCGAUGUCUCACCUGUACUGAGAAGACCGUGUUGCAUGAUGGGAAGUGCAUUUCUGAAUGCCCUGAUGGCUACUAUGCUGACACCACUGGAAGAUGCAAAGUUUGUCACGUCUCAUGUGCCAGAUGCUCUGGACCUGCAGCCUCUCACUGUAUAGCCUGCAUCCAUCCCCAGGCUCUUCGCCAAGGCCACUGCCUGCCGAGCUGUGGAGAGGGCUUCUAUGCUGGCCGUGGGAUCUGUGAAGCCUGCCACGCCUCCUGCCACACUUGUGUGGGUCCCAAGCCCUCUCACUGUACUGCGUGUAAGAAGCCAGAGGCAGGACUACAGGUGGAGCAGCACUCAGGGGCAAAUGGCUCCUAUGGCAAGUGUGUGUCCCAGUGUGGACCCCACUUCUUCUUGGAGAGCACUGGACUGUGUGAAGCCUGCCACCCAUCCUGCUUCACGUGCGCAGGGAAGAGCCCUCACAACUGCACGGGCUGUGGGCCUGCCCUCGUGCUGCUGACGGGGCGCUGCCUCUCUCAGUGUCCAGACACGCACUUUAAUCUGGAAGGUACUUGUACAGAGUGCCACCCAUCCUGCAGGCAGUGCCAUGGACCUCUGGAAUCGGACUGUGUCUCCUGUCACCCUCACCUUACUGUCAUCAGUGGGCACUGUAAAGCCAGCUGCAAGGAAGAACAGUACCUGAACCUUGUUGGAUACUGUGCUGACUGCCAUCCUCUGUGCCAGCACUGUGUGGCCAAUCUUCAUGACACUGGUAGUGUCUGCCUGAAGUGCCAGCAUGCCCGCCACCUGCUGCUUGGGGAUCACUGUGUUCCAGAUUGCCCUCCUGGAUACUACACAGAAAAGGGCAUGUGUAAAAGAUGCCAUUCCUCCUGUAGAAGCUGCCAGAGUGGAGGACCUUUCUCCUGCUCCACGUGUGAUGCUGGUCUGGUUCUGACCCACACUGGUACCUGCAGCACCACCUGCUUCCCUGGGCAUUACCUGGAUGAGAACCAAGCUUGCCAGCCAUGCAACACGCAUUGCAGAAGCUGUGAUUCGCAGGGCAGCUGCACCUCCUGCCGAGAUCCAAGCAAGGUCCUGCUCUUUGGGGAAUGCCAGUAUGAGAGCUGUGCCCCCCAGUACUACCUUGACAUCUCCACCAAGACUUGCAGAGAGUGUGAUUGGAGCUGCAAUGCCUGUAGUGGGCCUCUUCGAACAGACUGCCUGCAGUGCAUGGAUGGCUACCUUCUCCAGGACGGUGUGUGCACAGAGCAGUGCUCCCCGGAGCACUACCGGGACGUGGGCUCCUGUAAGCGCUGCGGCAGCCACUGUCUCCAGUGCCAAGGUCCCCACGAGUGCACACGUUGUGAAGAGCCAUUUCUCCUCUUCCAAGCCCAGUGUGUCCAAGAAUGUGGGAAAGGAUACUUUGCUGAUCAUGCAACACACAGAUGCACAGCCUGCCCUCGGGGAUGCUUGCGGUGCAGCCACAAAGAUCGGUGUCACUUAUGUGACCGGGGCUUCUUUCUCAAGAGUGGCCUCUGCCUGCCCACCUGUGUCCCUGGGUUCUCUGGCGACUCAUCUAAUGAAACCUGCGCUGACAAAAUGUAUACUCCAAGUCUUCAUGUGAAUGGCUCCUUGACCCUUGGAAUUGGUUCAAUGAAGCCACUGGACUUUUCUCUCCUGAACAUCCAACACCAGGAUGGCAGUGUGGAAGAUCUGCUGUUCCACGUCGUAAGCACACCCACCAAUGGCCAGCUGCUGCUCUCCAGAAACGGGAAAGAGGUCCAGCUGGAAAAGGCUGGCCGUUUUAGCUGGAAAGAUGUGAAUGAGAAGAAAGUGCGCUUUGUGCACAGCAGAGAGAAACUCAGGAAAGGCUACUUUUCCUUGAAAAUUAGCGACCAGCAGUUCUUCUCCGAGCCACAACUGAUCAACAUACAAGCGUUUUCAACACAGGCCCCAUAUGUGCUGAGAAAUGAGAUCCUGUACAUCAGCAAAGGGGAGCGGGCAGCCAUCACCACCCAGCUGCUUGACGUUCGGGAUGAUGACAACCCACUGGAUGUGGUCGUGAGUGUGCUUGAUCCUCCACUUCACGGCCGACUGCUCCAAACGUUCCCAGCGUCUGAGGCACCCACCUACCAGUUCCAUCUAGACCAACUCUCCAGGGGCCUCCUCCUCUACGCUCACGAUGGCUCAGACAGCACAUCUGAUGCCGUCGUCUUUCAGGCCAACGAUGGACACUCCUUCCGAAAUAUACUCUUUCGUGUGAAGAAUGUACCCAAGAAGGAUGAAGCUCUGCAGCUCGUGACUAACUCUAUGGUGUGGGUUCCAGAAGGGGGAAUGCUGAAGAUCACCAACCGAAUCUUGAAGGCUCAAGCUCCCGGAAUCAGAGCCAGUGACAUCAUCUACAGGAUCACACACGACCACCCCCAGUUCGGGGAGGUGGUCCUGCUGAUGCAUCUGCCUGCAGACAGUCCUGGCAGCCCUGCCGAGGAAGGGCAGCACCUGCCUGACGGGAGGAUGGCCACCCCGACCAGCACCUUCACCCAGCAAGACAUCGACGAGGGCAUAGUGUGGUACAAACACUCAGGAGCCCCGGCUCAAAGCGACUCGUUCCAUUUCCAGGUGUCUAGUGCCACUGAUGCCCAGGCCCACCUGGAAAGUCACCUGUUCAACAUUGCAAUCUUACCUCAGGCGCCUGAGGCUCCUAAACUCUCCCUGGGGACAUCUCUCCAUAUGACCGCUCGAGAAGAUGGCCCGACUGUCAUUCAGCCUCAUGCCUUAUCCUUUGUGAAGUCAGAGAGUCCCAGUGGGAAAAUUAUAUACAAUAUCACCCUACCUCUGCAUCCAAAUCAAGGUAUCAUUGAGCACAGAGACCAGCCACACUCUCCCAUCCAGUAUUUCACUCAGGAAGAUAUUAACCAGGGCCGGAUCAUGUAUCGCCCUCCCGCUGCAGCUCCCCACCUCCAGGAGAUCAUGGCCUUCUCAUUUGCUGGUCUCCCAGAUUCAGUGAGAUUUUACUUCACAGUUUCUGAUGGACAGCACACGAGUCCGGAGAUGGCUCUUACCAUUCACUUACUCCAUUCUGAUGAGCAACCACCAGCAUUUCACGUCAGAGCUCCCCUGCUGGAGGUUAGCCCUGGAGGCCGCACCUCUUUAGGCCUACAGGUGGUAGCGGGAGAUGCUCAGGUGGUGCCAGAAGAGCUCUUCUUUCAGCUUCAGAAACCUCCACGCCAUGGUGCACUCCUGAAGUACACAGCAGAGUCCUCCGGGCCCAUAGCUGCAGGUGACACUUUCACAUACGAUGAAGUUGAGAGAAAUGCUCUGCAGUACGUGCAUGAUGGGUCCUCUGCCCGGGAAGACAACAUGGAGAUCUCAGUCACAGAUGGCCUGACUGUGACAACAGCGGAAGUAAAAGUGAAGGUGUCCCCGUCAGAGAACCGAGGGCCUCGACUGGCCCCUGGGUCGUCCCUGAGCAUGAACGUUGCCAGUCAACGUACGGCCGUAAUCACCAGGUCACACCUUGCUUACGUGGACGAUUCUUCCCCUGAUGCCGAGAUCUGGAUUCAGUUAAGUUCUCUGCCCAUGUACGGUGUACUCUUAAAGACCUCGGGCCCUGAGGUGGAGGAGCUCUCAGAGGAACUCAAUUUCACCAUGGAAGACAUCAACAACAGGAACAUUAGAUACUCCGCUGUGUUUGAAACAGAUGGGCAUCCGGUUACAGAUAGCUUCCGCUUCUCUGUCUCCGACAUGGAUGACAACCAUGUGGACAACCAGGUCUUUACAGUCACAAUCACUCCUGCCAAGAGCCCACCGCACAUCAUUGCUUUUGCUGACCUUAUCACGGUUGAUGAGGGAGGGAGGGCACCGCUCUCCUUCCACCAUUUUUUUGCUACUGAUGAUUAUGACAACCUGCAGGGGGAUGCUGUCAUCAAGCUAAGUGCUCUACCCAAGUAUGGCUGCAUUGAGAACACAGGAACAGGGGAUCGCUUUGGCCCAGGAGCUACAAGUGGCUCAGAGGCAUCAUUCCCUAUUCAAGAUGUCCUGGAAAACUACAUUUAUUACUUCCAGAGUGUUCAUGACAGCAUCGAGCCAACCCACGAUGUCUUUAGUUUUUAUGUGAGUGAUGGAAGCAGUCGUUCUGAAAUUCACAACGUCAAUAUCACCAUUGAGAGGAAGAACGAUGAGCCUCCCAGGAUGACCUUGCGGCCCCUGGGAGUACGGCUGAGCUCAGGAGUGGCGCUAAGCAAUUCUUCCUUGAGCCUCCAAGAUCUGGACACCCCCGAUAACGAGCUGGUUUUUGUAUUGAUGAAAAAGCCUGACCAUGGUCAUCUCCUCCGGAGGCCUACUGCCUCUGACCCUCUGGAGAAUGGGACAGUUUUGGACCAGGGAUCCUCCUUCACCUACCAGGAUGUCCUGGCCGGGCUGGUCGGGUACUUGCCUGGUGACAUAGAUAUGGCAGUCGAUGAGUUCCGGUUCUCUCUCACCGAUGGCCUCCAUGUAGACACAGGACGGAUGGAGGUCUACAUAGAGCUACCUACAAGCGAUGCCCCCCAGUUGGCAGUAAACCAAGGGCUUCGGCUCUCAGCAGGGUCCGUAGCACGCAUCACAGAGCAGCACUUGAAAGCAACGGACGCUGACUCAGAUGAUGGCCGCCUCAUGUACAUCAUGAGGGAAGACCCUGGCACAGGACGUCUGCAGAUGGCAAAGUCUAACAACCUGGAGCAAAUCUCUGUCCGAGGCCCCGUCCGGAGCUUCACCCAGGCAGAUGUUAGCCAAGGGCAGAUAGAAUACAGCCAUGGAGCAGGGGAACCUGGUGGGAGCUUUGCUUUUAGAUUUGAUGUGCUUGAUGAAGAAGGCAAUAAGUUGGCUGACCAGUCCUUCUCCAUCCGUGUUUCAGAAGACAAAUCCCCACCAGUCAUCAUCACCAAUAAAGGGCUGGUCUUGGAUGAGAACUCAGUCAAGAAAAUCACUACUGGGCAGCUCUCGGCCACUGACCAGGAUAGCGAGCCCGCAGAACUCAUCUACAGGGUCACCACCCAGCCUCAGCUGGGCCACCUGGAACAUGUCGCCUCACCAGGCAUCCAGAUUAGUUCCUUUACUCAAGCCGACCUGACUUCACAAAGUGUUCAGUAUGUCCAUUCUCGCGACGCUGUGAAGCAAUCGGAUGCCUUCGGCUUCGUGCUGUCAGACGGCGUGCACGAGGUGACCCAGACCUUCCACAUCACUAUUCAGCCUGUGGAUGAUUCGCUGCCUCUUGUGCAGAACCGGGGUGUGCGUGUGCAAGAAGGUGUGAGGAAGACCAUCACGGAGUUUGAGCUGAGGGCAGUGGAUGUGGACACAGAGGCUGAGUCUAUCACGUUCACCGUUGUUCAGCCCCCACGUCACGGCACCAUUGAGAAAACUACCAGGGGGCAGCAUUUCCACCUCGCCUCCUCCUUCACUAUGGAAGACAUCUACCAGAACCGUGUCAGCUACAGCCACGAUGGCAGCAACUCCCUCAAAGACCGAUUUACCUUCACUGUUUCUGACGGGACCAAUCCCUUCUUUAUCAUUGAGGAAGGAGGGAAAGAGGUCAUGACGGCAGCACCUCAGCAGUUUCGAGUGGACAUCCUUCCAGUGGAUGAUGGCACCCCUAGAAUCGUCACCAACCUGGGGCUCCAGUGGCUGGAGUAUAUGGAUGGCAAGGCGACCAACGUGAUCACCAAGAAAGAACUGCUGACCAUGGACCCAGACACAGAGGACUCACAGCUCGUCUAUGAGAUCACCGUGGGCCCCAUGCACGGCUAUGUUGAGAACAAGCUGCAAGCAGGCAGAUCUGCAGCCACCUUCACCCAGGAGGAUGUGAACUUGGGGUUGAUUCGUUAUGUGUUGCAUGAGGAGAAGAUCCAGAAAGUGAUGGACAGUUUUCAGUUCCUGGUGAAAGACAGUAAACCCAACGUGGUCAAUGACAAUGUCUUCCAUAUCCAGUGGUCUCUCAUCAGCUUUCAGUACACCAGCUAUAACGUCAGUGAAAAGGCGGGGUCUGUCAGCGUCACCGUGCAGAGGACUGGGAACCUGAACCAGUAUGCCAUCGUCCUGUGUCGCACCGAACAAGGCACAGCCAGCUCCAGCUCCAGGCUCAGCUCUCAUCCUGGACAGCAGGACUACAUGGAGUACGCUGGCCAGGUGCAAUUCGAUGAGCGAGAGGACACCAAGUCCUGCACCAUCGUCAUCAAUGAUGAUGAUGUGUUUGAAAAUAUAGAAAGUUUCACUGUGGAACUCAGCAUGCCGGCCUAUGCCCUGCUAGGAGAGGUCACCCAGGCGAAGGUCAUUAUCAACGACACUGAGGAUGAGCCCACAUUGGAGUUUGAUAAGAAGACCUACCGGGUCAACGAGAGUGCUGGGUUUCUGUUUGCACCUAUUGAAAGAAAAGGAGACUCAAGCAGCACUGUUUCUGCCAUUUGCUACACAGUCCCUAAGUCAGCCAUGGGAAGCAGCCUCUAUGCGCUGGAAUCAGGUUCUGAUUUUAAAUCCAGAGGGAGGUCUGCUGAGAGUCGUGUGAUAUUCGGACCCGGUGUCACCAUGGCCACAUGUGAUGUCAUGGUCAUUGAUGACAGCGAGUAUGAAGAGGAAGAGGAAUUUGAGAUAGCCCUGGCUGAUCCCUCUGGCAAUGCUCGCAUCGGAAGGCUGGCAGCGGCCAAGGUCCUCAUUAGUGGUCCCAAUGAUGCCUCGACUGUUUCCCUGGGCAACACGGCUUUUACCAUCAGUGAGGAUGCAGGCACAGUGAAGAUUCCGGUUAUCCGCCAUGGUACUGACCUUUCCACCUUCACGUCUGUCUGGUGUGCCACACGACCCUCGGACCCAGCUUCUGCCACACCAGGAGUUGACUAUGUCCCCAGCUCAAGAAAGGUGGAAUUUGGGCCGGGUAUCACUGAACAGUACUGCACCUUGACCAUCUUGGAUGACACGCAGUACCCUGUGAUUGAAGGACUGGAGACAUUCGUGCUUUUCCUUGGCUCAGCACAAGGAGCCGAACUGACCAAACCCUUCCAGGCUGUCAUUGCAAUUAACGACACAUUCCAGGAUGUUCCCAGCAUGCAGUUUGCCAAGGAUUUGCUUCUAGUGAAGGAGAAGCAGGGUGUCCUGCACGUUCCCAUCAUCCGCAGCGGGGACCUGAGCUACGAGUCGUCAGUGAGGUGCUACACCCAGAGCCACUCAGCUCAGGCCACGGAGGACUUUGAAGAGAGAAGAAAUGCCGACUCUUCACGGAUUACGUUUCUGAAGGGGGAGAAGGCAAAGAACUGCACUGUCUACAUCCAUGAUGACUCCAUGUUUGAGCCGGAGGAGCAGUUCAGGGUCUACCUCGGCCAUCCUCUUGGAAACCACUGGAGUGGAGCCAGAGUUGGGAAGAACAGCGUGGCCACUGUCACCAUCUCCAAUGACGAAGACGCCCCCACCAUUGAGUUUGAAGAGGCCGCAUACCAAGUCCGGGAACCUGCAGGACCAGAUGCCGUUGCAGUUCUGAGCAUCAAGGUCAUCCGCAGAGGCGAUCAAAACAGGACCUCCAAGAUCCGGUGCAGCACUCGAGAUGGCUCUGCCCAGUCUGGUGUGGACUAUUACCCCAAGAGCCGAGUACUGAAAUUCAGUCCUGGCGUGGAUCAAAUCUUCUUCAAAGUCGAGAUCCUGUCCAAUGAAGACCGAGAGUGGCAUGAGUCCUUCUCUCUAGUCCUUGGCCCAGAUGAUCCAGUGGAAGCCGUGCUCGGAGAUGUGACCACUGCUACGGUGACAAUCCUAGACCAAGAGGCAGCGGGGAGUCUCAUAUUGCCAGCAUCACCCAUUGUUGUCACCCUUGCUGACUAUGAUCACGUGGAGGAGGUGACAAAGGAAGGAGUCAAGAAAGCCCCACCUCCCGGCUAUCCACUAGUCUGUGUCACUCCCUGUGACCCCCGCUUCCCAAAGUAUGCUGUCAUGAAGGACCGCUGCAGCGAGGCUGGUAUCAACCAAACAUCUGUGCAGUUCAGCUGGGAAGUGGCUGCUCCCACCGAUGGUAAUGGGGCUCGGUCUCCCUUUGAGACCAUCACUGAUAACACACCAUUCACCAGCGUCAACCACAAGGUCCUAGACAGCAUUUACUUCAGCCGGAGGUUCCACGUGCGUUGUGUGGCAAAGGCCGUGGACAAGGUGGGCCACGUAGGGACCCCUUUGAGGAGCAACGUUGUUACCAUUGGAACAGACAGCGCUAUCUGUCACACCCCAGUCGUGGCUGGGACAGCUCGAGGCUUCCAGGCGCAGUCCUUCAUUGCGACCUUGAAAUACUUGGACGUCAAACACAAAGAGCACCCGAACAGAAUCCACAUCUCGGUGCAGAUCCCUCACCAGGACGGAAUGCUACCCCUUAUCUCCACCAUGCCCUUGCACAACUUGCAUUUCCUGUUGUCCGAGUCCAUCUACAGACACCAGCACGUCUGCUCCAAUCUAGUUACCGCCCGUGACCUGCGAGGCCUCUCAGAGGCAGGGUUCCUGGAUGAUGCAGGUUUCCACAGUACUGCCCUGGGCCCUGGCUAUGACCGCCCCUUCCAGUUUGACCCAAGUGUACGGGAGCCCAAGACCAUCCAGCUAUACAGACAUCUGAACCUCAAGAGCUGCGUGUGGACAUUCGACGCAUACUAUGACAUGACAGAGCUGAUCGACGUGUGUGGGGGCUCCGUGACUGCCGACUUCCAGGUCAGGGAUUCCGCUCAGUCCUUCUUGACGGUGCACGUGCCUCUCUACGUCUCAUACAUCUAUGUGACAGCCCCCAGAGGCUGGGCCUCCUUGGAACAUCACACUGAAAUGGAAUUCUCUUUCUUCUACGACACGGUUCUCUGGAGAACAGGGAUCCAGACUGACAGUGUGCUCUCUGCAAGACUUCAGAUAAUAAGAAUCUACAUUAGAGAGGACGGCCGUCUUGUCAUUGAGUUCAAGACCCACGCCAAAUUCAGAGGACAAUUCGUGAUGGAGCACCACACCCUCCCAGAUGUGAAGUCUUUCAUACUGACCCCAGACCACCUAGGCGGGAUUCACUUCGACCUGCAGCUCCUGUGGAGUGCACAGACAUUUGAUUCUCCACAUCAGCUCUGGAGAGCCACGAGCUCCUACAACAGAAAGGACUAUUCGGGGGAAUAUACCAUCUACCUGAUCCCUUGCACCGUGCAGCCCACACAGCCAUGGGUGGACCCAGGAGAGAAGUCCUUGGCCUGCACUGCACAUGCCCCAGAAAGGUUCCUGAUACCCAUUGCGUUCCAGCAGACCAACCGCCCUGUGCCGGUUGUGUAUUCACUCAAUACUGAGUUUCAGCUCUGCAAUAACGAGAAGGUAUUCUUGAUGGAUCCCAACACGUCUGAUAUGUCUCUGGCAGAAAUGGACUACAAAGGAGCCUUUUCUAAAGGUCAGAUCCUUUACGGCCGCGUCCUCUGGAACCCAGAACAAAACCUUCACUCUGCUUACAAGCUGCAGUUGGAGAAGGUCUAUCUGUGCACCGGCAGGGAUGGCUACGUGCCUUUCUUUGAUCCUACGGGGACAAUCUACAAUGAAGGGCCACAGUACGGAUGCAUUCAGCCAAACAAACACCUGAAACACAGAUUCCUGCUGCUGGACCGCAGCCAGCCAGAGGUCACCGACAAGUACUUCCACGACGUGCCCUUCGAGGCCCACUUUGCUUCUGAGUUGCCCGAGUUCCACGUGGUCAGUAACAUGCCGGGUGUGGAUGGAUUCACCCUCAAAGUAGAUGCCCUCUAUAAGGUGGAGGCAGGACACCAAUGGUAUCUUCAGGUGAUCUACAUCAUUGGCCCUGACAGCAUCUCGAGACCUCGGGUCCAGCGCUCUCUCACAGCCUCUCUGGGGCGCCAGCGGAGGGACCUGGUGGACCCCAGUGGCUGGUUGUCUCUUGACGACUCCCUCAUCUAUGACAAUGAAGGAGACCAAGUCAAGAAUGGCACCAACAUGAAGUCCCUGAAUCUGGAGAUACAGGAGCCCGUAGUGGCCGCGUCCCUGUCGCAAACCGGAGCGUCGAUCGGCAGUGCCCUAGCCGCUGUUAUGCUCUUCCUCCUGCUGUUUCUGGUGGCCUGUUUCAUCACCAGGAAAUGCCAGAAGCAAAAGAAGAAACAGGCCCCAGAGAACACUCUGGAGGAAUACCCCCUGAAUACCAAGGUGGAUGUAGCCAAGAGGAACCCGGACAGGGUGGAGAAGAAUGUCAGCCGACAGUACUGCACGGUACACAAUGUCAAUAUACUGAGUGACAGCGAGGGCUCUUAUACAUUCAAAGGUGCUAAAGUAAAAAAAUUAAACCUGGAAGUCAGAGUCCACAACAAUUUACAAGAUGGGACGGAAGUUUAAUAAGAAGACCCGUGUGUAAUUUUUUUUCCUAAAAAAAAA
Messenger RNA from Acomys russatus (golden spiny mouse), 12147 nucleotides. RefSeq names its product Fraser extracellular matrix complex subunit 1 (gene Fras1). Gene Ontology annotation, cellular component: membrane. Gene Ontology annotation, biological process: cell communication. Lineage: Eukaryota; Metazoa; Chordata; Mammalia; Rodentia; Muridae. Gene Ontology annotation, molecular function: protein binding. The coding region runs from base 64 to 12108 and encodes 4014 amino acids. The transcript has 74 exons. The record is from RefSeq and is a predicted model, not a curated record.